UCUAAGCUUCAUGACGCAAACUUGUUUCGUCGAUAUUAUUCAUCCUUGACUUAACAAAGAAUUCCCGCCCGAGAAAAGAAAUUCAUUAAACAUAUAUCCCGUCCCCAACUUUCCAAGUCAUGGCUGAUGACAACACUUCCAACGACCCAGCAGCCACCGAAGCUCCCAUCGGCCCAGUCGCCAUCUUCAAGAAACGAGGCGCAAAAGGGAAGGCAAACAUUAGAAAACGAGCAGCCACGCCACCCCCAGCUGACAGCGACAGCGAUGAUGACUAUACCUCAUCUGAAAAUGAAGCGGGCCAACGAGUAAAGAGGCGCAAGAAGAACACAGCAGUCGUAACAGCUUCGUCAAAAAACAACACAACACGGACCGACCAAAAUCACGGCGCCACCGUCUUCGAAGCUGAUCGCAGCGUACCAAUCACAAGCACAAACGAUGCAACCAAGCAGACCAAUUGGUUCGACGAAGAUGCGAACCUGCUAGGCAAGACGCGACCACUACCCAAGCCCAAAGACGAGGGAGAUGCUCCGGCACAACCAGACGGAACCUACAAAGGUCUAGCCAACCAGACCAAAUUCAUCCAAAGAAAUCCAGACGCGCCCAACCGGACAGUCGGACCCAUAAAAGCAGCCACGAACAUUCGAACCAUCACGGUGACCGACUUCGCGCCCGAUGUAUGUAAAGAUUACAAAAAGACCGGUUUCUGCGGUUUCGGAGACAACUGCAAGUUCCUCCACGCGCGCGAGGACUACAAGCAAGGCUGGCAACUAGACAGAGAAUGGGAUAACGUGACAAAGGGAAAGAAGAAUAUAGGCGGAAAGGCAGUAGCCGGCCGCGGGGCCAAAGCCGACGACGAUGACUUCGACGCGGCCGAGGAAGCUCUACUGGAGAAGAUCCCGUUCGCGUGUAUCAUAUGCAAGGGCCCGUACAAGGAACCCAUCGUGACGAGGUGCCAACACUACUUCUGCCUACCGUGCGCACUGCAGAGGUAUAGGAAGGAUCCGAGCUGUGCCAACUGCGGCGCGGGUACGGGGGGUGUUUUCAAUACUGCGAAGACGUUGAGCAAGUUGUUGGAGAAGAAGAAAGAUCGCCAAGUGAAGAAACGGCAGAAGGCUAUUGAGGCAGGGGAAGAGGUGCCUGAGGAAGAUGAGCUCGGACAGUGAGGACUUGGAUGUUGAUAGGCGGUUAGGACCGAGCUACCCAAGGCUAAGACAUGCCAGAUAUGUCGAGAUAAUAAUAUUAAGUUUGAAAGAUUCGACUACUCUAGUUUCCGCGUCAGGGACUUACCAUCUAUAUCCCACUGACGUCCAAAGCCUUGGCCACUCAAACUACUGUGUAGCUAGUAA
Molecule: messenger RNA, 1346 nt
Organism: Annulohypoxylon maeteangense
Lineage: Eukaryota; Fungi; Ascomycota; Sordariomycetes; Xylariales; Hypoxylaceae
Exons: 1
Coding region: 120-1163 (347 amino acids)
Biological process (GO): snoRNA splicing
Cellular component (GO): U2-type spliceosomal complex
Molecular function (GO): metal ion binding
Source: RefSeq, a predicted model, not a curated record